This is a messenger RNA of Clupea harengus (Atlantic herring), 2312 nucleotides long. It is a transcript of the gene etnppl, whose product is annotated as ethanolamine-phosphate phospho-lyase. Gene Ontology annotation, cellular component: mitochondrion. Gene Ontology annotation, molecular function: pyridoxal phosphate binding; transaminase activity; ethanolamine-phosphate phospho-lyase activity. NCBI's taxonomy places the organism in Eukaryota, Metazoa, Chordata, Actinopteri, Clupeiformes, Clupeidae. The record is from RefSeq and is a predicted model, not a curated record.
CAUAGCGUCUCCGUCCCGCAGACUGUCACAGUAUCGCGGCUAGGCUUCACGUCAGGAGAGCUGUCACUGCUGUUGCACUGCUGAAGCUCAGAAAACAGUCGCAAUGGCAACGGAACUUUUUGAUAAACAGAAGACCAUCGAUCUCAGGAGGAAGCACAUAGGGCCGUCCUGUAAGGUGUUUUUCAGUCAUGAUCCCAUCAAGAUCGUACGCGCCCGGGGUCAGUACAUGUACAACGAGAAGGACGAGAAAUACCUGGAUUGUAUCAACAAUGUGGCGCAUGUGGGCCACAGCCACCCAGCGGUGGUGAGUGCGGGGGCCAAGCAGAUGGAGCUGCUCAACACCAACUCGCGCUUCCUGCAUGACAACCUGGUGCAGUACGCACAGAGGCUGCAGGCCACGCUGCCCGACAAGCUCUCCGUCUGCUACUUCGUCAACUCAGGGUCUGAAGCCAAUGAUUUGGCCCUGCGCCUCGCCUGGCAGUACUCAGGCCACAAAGACAUCAUCACGCUGGACAAUGCGUACCACGGUCACGUGUCGUCCCUGAUCGAGAUCAGCCCUUACAAGUUCCACCAGCUGGCAGACAGGGAGCAGAACCCGCACGUGCACACGGCUCUGAGUCCGGAUGUCUAUCGAGGGAAGUUCAGGGAGGACCACCCUGACCCGGCCACCGCCUACGCAGACGACGUCAAAGACAUCGUCAACAAAGCCCACGAAAAGGGACACAAGAUUGCUGCUUUUAUCGCUGAGUCUCUGCAGAGCUGUGGAGGCCAGGUCAUUCCCCCCGCUGGCUACUUCCAGAAAGUGGCACAGCACGUGAGGAAGGCCGGGGGCGUCGUCAUCGCCGACGAGGUGCAGGUGGGCUUCGGCCGCGUGGGCACACACUUCUGGGCCUUCCAGCUGCAGGGAGACGACUUUGUGCCCGACAUCGUCACCAUGGGCAAACCCAUUGGCAACGGGCACCCCAUGUCCUGCGUGGUCACCACCAGGGAGGUGGCAGAGGGCUUCACCGCCUCAGGGAUGGAGUACUUUAAUACGUUUGGUGGUAACCCAGUGUCCUGCGCCAUCGGGAUGGCGGUUCUGGAUGUGAUUGAGCAGGAGAACCUCCAGGGCAACGCUCUGGAGGUGGGCACCUACCUCACACACCUCCUGGAGGAGAUGAAGGAGAAACACCCGCUGGUGGGAGAUAUACGGGGCCGUGGCCUGUUUGUUGGGGCGGAGCUGGUGAGAGACAGAGCAAAAAGAACACCCGCUACAGCUGAAGCACAGGAGGUCAUAUACAGGCUGAAGGAGCAGCGAAUCCUCCUGAGUGCUGACGGGCCUCACCGGAACGUUCUCAAGUUCAAGCCGCCCAUGUGCUUCUCCAGAGAGGAUGCUGAGCUCGCCGUGGAGAAGAUCGACCAGAUCCUUACAGACAUUGAAGCUGCGCUGGGGAUGACUCUGCCUGAUACAGCUGUGUCGGAGCACGGCAGCAGCAAAAGGAAGGCCCACGGCGAGGAGAAUGGCCACCACAUGUACUCAAACGGGAAAGGCCACAGCCUGGCCCCCGCAGCCAAGUCCACCAAGAGGAUAAGAACAUGAGGGGGAGGAAGGCUUGCCUGAGGAGUUUCCGUGUGUUUCCCUAAAGAGUUGUUAUGCAGUCACCAUGGUUUCAAACGACUGUCGUUAAAUUGCACAAUGCUUUUGGGGAAACACAUCCCAGUUCCAUGGAAACACGUGUCAGAGAAGCCAGAGUGUAUUUGUGUUGAUAGGACAUAAUUCCAGCCAAUUCUUUUUUUUUUUAUUAUUGAUGUUAUUAUUGAUAUUAUGUUAUCGUUCACUUUCAUGUUUUUAUGGAGAAAACAGGUGCUUGAAUUAUGAAUUUAAAAUGAAAUAUUCCAUGAUCCCAUAUCUUUAUUUCUUUUACAUGUAAUCAUUUUCUCUUUUAUUGUGGUUUUGGUCCCCUCCCCAUCCCUUAGCAAGAGGUGUGUGCCCAUCACCAGAUUUAAACUCACCGGGUGUGUACAGAGUGACACUGUGUUUACACUGUGUUCAGCCAGAAGAACUCCUUGACAUGUUGAAGAGACAUUCUAGAACAUUCUAGAAGGUCUGUCUGGGGCAAACUAGAUCAGCUGCUUGCUUUGUCUGCUGCUUGAAAAUGCUUGUUGAACUUGAACCAUCCAGCUUAUGCCAUGCAUAGGCUACCAUUUCCAGACUGACCUUGAAUGGCCAGUGUUUCUAACGGCAUGUCUUUCUCCUGUACUUUUCUCUUUUGAAUGUGACAGUAAAUCCUGCCUUAAAACAUAACAAAAUAAACCGGGGAGAUUUGUUGAAA